This is a messenger RNA of Eublepharis macularius, 531 nucleotides long. It is a transcript of the gene RPL39, whose product is annotated as ribosomal protein L39. Gene Ontology annotation, biological process: translation. Bases 82 to 237 code for a protein of 51 amino acids. The transcript is spliced from 3 exons. Gene Ontology annotation, cellular component: cytosolic large ribosomal subunit; ribosome. Gene Ontology annotation, molecular function: structural constituent of ribosome. NCBI's taxonomy places the organism in Eukaryota, Metazoa, Chordata, Lepidosauria, Squamata, Eublepharidae. The record is from RefSeq and is a predicted model, not a curated record.
CUCCCCUUAUCGUUCAAUGCUCCGCCUCUGCUUUCUCUCUUCCGCUGCGACAUUGUGGUGCCUGGUGGGCAAGUCUUCGCCAUGUCCUCCCACAAGACGUUCAAGAUCAAGCGGUUUCUUGCUAAAAAGCAGAAACAGAACCGGCCCAUCCCACAAUGGAUCCGUAUGAAAACUGGCAAUAAGAUCAGAUACAACUCCAAACGGAGGCACUGGAGAAGGACCAAGCUAGGUCUGUAAAGAGAAGCCGCUGCAGCUCUUGUGACACGUCUUGUCCUGCGUCGAGGCCUCAGAUGGCCCCUUGCUAUUAAUCUCCCACAGCCCUUUUUUUCAAAGACGACGCACGUUGCAAAUAUCUUUUGUAAACCUUUAUUUUCACAAAGGGUGUUUUGAAAGAAUUAAAACUGAGUAAUGAAAAGCUUUGUGUACAAUUACUAUCCUUUUAGUUCUCAGUGCAUCUGUGUUUGAGAAAUUGUCGCCAGUGGAGAGAGGUUCAUUAAUAAAUAUGAGACUGAACAGAGUUUGGCGAAUUAA